Messenger RNA from Nicrophorus vespilloides, 1188 nucleotides. It is a transcript of the gene sip3, whose product is annotated as E3 ubiquitin-protein ligase synoviolin B. The annotation marks the transcript as partial. The record is from RefSeq and is a predicted model, not a curated record. Lineage: Eukaryota; Metazoa; Arthropoda; Insecta; Coleoptera; Silphidae. Gene Ontology annotation, cellular component: cytoplasm. The transcript has 4 exons.
AUUUUUUGACAUUUAGUGUCAUUUAGUGUAAGAUAACAUAUGAGGAAUACAAGCGAACGAAUGUUGAGUUUGUUAAUACUCUUUGUGGCAUGUUAAACUGAUUGAACUUCAAGUGCUGAUAAACAAAAACCAGGCGCCAAGAUGCGAUCCGUCGGAUUUUCGUUACUUGCCCUAUGCAUGACCGUUUCGGUCGUUGCUAAUGCUUACUACCAGAAAAAACAGUUCUAUCCUUCUGUAGUAUAUAUUACUAAGUCUAAUCCUAGCAUGGCUGUCAUUUAUCUGCAAGCUUUCAUAUGUGUACUUUUGGCUGGCCGUGUCAUGAGAAAAGUAUUCUUUGGACAAUUGAGGACUACAGAGUUUGAGCAUUUGAUGGAGAGGUCCUGGUAUGCCAUCACAGAAACCUGUCUGGCUUUCACUGUUUUUCGAGAUGAUUUUAAUCCCAAGUUUGUAUCUCUUUUUACACUGCUGUUGUUCCUGAAAUCUUUCCAUUGGUUGGCGGAAGACAGAGUUGACUAUAUGGAAAGAAGUCCAGUUAUAAGUUAUAUAUUCCAUUUACGCGUUAUGGCACUGCUUUUACUUCUUGGUUCACUUGAUAUAUAUUUUGUGGAGCAUGCCUACCAACUGACAGUAUCCAAAGGGGCUUCUGUCCAGUUAGUCUUCGGAUUUGAAUAUGCCAUAUUGUUUACCAUGGUUAUUAACAUCAUAAUCAAGUACACUCUGUAUACAGUCGAUUUACAUAGUGAAACACCAUGGGACAAUAAGGCAGUAUUUCUGCUCUACACUGAGUUAGUAAUGGGUUUGAUCAAGGUUAUUCUCUACAUCGCUUUCAUGUUCAUAAUGGUCCGUAUCUAUACGUUGCCAUUAUUUGCUUUAAGACCGAUGUAUUAUACAAUAAGGAAUUUCAAAAAGGCUUUCAAUGAUGUAAUUUUGUCCAGAAGGGCUAUCCACAAUAUGAACACUCUUUAUCCAGAUGCUACAUUAGAGGAAUUGCAAGCUGGAGAUAACGUUUGCAUUAUUUGCCGUGAAGAAAUGACGGUGGCUUCAAAGAAACUGCCCUGCAAUCACAUUUUUCACGCUUCUUGUUUGAGGUCUUGGUUCCAGAGGCAACAGACCUGCCCAACCUGCAGAUUGAAUAUUCUGAGAACACCCACUGCAGAGCAGAGGCCAGAUCCGCAGAGAGCUCCAAGA